AUGUCGAAUCCAGAUACCCCCAUUACCGGGACUGAUUCCCUUGAUGAAUUCGCCCCACAAACAGGCUCUUCGCAGACGUCCACGCCGAUGACAGACGGACCCGACCAAGACCAGAAGACCACGCCGCAGGAUAAGAUGGAUUUAUCGGAGGAUAUUGAGGGGAUGGAUGUGAAGGCGAAGGCGCUGAUGCAUCUUCUUAACACCAGUGAGGUCUUCGUUGCGAUAAUGGCGGACAAAAUGAAGAAACAGCAGGAAGAGGCGAGACUUGAAGCAGCCAAGCAACAACAACAGCAGCAGCAAGGGAAAAAGACUGAAACCAAACCCAAGGGUGCUAGCGAGCCGGUUGGACGGCGACAGACGCGUACGAGUGCAAGGCAGUCCGCUGCCACCACAACGGAAGCUGCCGUUGAAGAAGGGAAGAAGGAGGAAGAACAGGAAACCACUAAGACCAGGAGAGGCCGGGGAAGGAAGCCUGCUUCUGCGGCUGCGAAUGGCAACACCAUCUCCAGCUACUUCAAGAAGGCGGAUGUGAAGGUCGAUGAGGAUAAGCCGACGGUUCAGGAAGCUUUGGAGCAUGCCGCAGAUGAGUAUGAAGCGAAUCCAACGGCACUAGGUGGUCAGGAACUAGUUGCUACCCAGCAGCCGGAGUUGGUGACCGGAGGGAAGAUGAAGAAGUAUCAAUUGGAGGGGUUGGAGUGGCUCAAGUCGCUAUGGAUGAAUGGACUGUGUGGCAUUCUGGCUGAUGAGAUGGGCCUUGGGAAGACCGUUCAGGCUAUCUCACUAAUUGCGUUCUUUAAGGAGAAGAAUGUCUCUGGCCCUUUCCUGAUAGCUGCUCCCUUGAGCACGGUGAGCAAUUGGGUGGACGAGUUUGCAAAGUGGACGCCUGGAAUUAAGACGGUUUUGUACCAUGGGACAAGGGAUGAACGUGCAACCAUUAGGAGGAAGUUCAUGAACAUGAAGGACCAGAGGAGCGCGGAUUUUCCUGUCGUCUGCACUUCCUAUGAAAUCUGCAUGAACGAUCGAAAGUUCCUCGCGCAAUAUCAGUGGCGGUAUAUCAUUGUGGAUGAAGGACAUCGCUUGAAGAACAUGAACUGCAAACUGAUCAAGGAAUUGCUCACCUACAACUCGGCCAACAGGCUCCUCAUCACGGGCACACCAUUACAGAACAACAUCACCGAACUUUGGUCAUUACUGCACUUCCUCUUACCUGAGAUCUUCAAUGAUCUCAACAGCUUCCAGGGUUGGUUUGACUUCUCGUCCAUGCUGGACAACAAUGGUCAGACGGAUGUCAUGGAACGUCGAAAGCGCACGCUGGUCUCCACCAUGCACUCGAUCUUGAAGCCUUUCCUCCUCAGACGUGUGAAGACCGAUGUUGAGACGUCCCUUCCCAAGAAGCGGGAGUACAUCCUAUAUGCGCCGUUGACAGCAGAACAGAAAGACCUUUAUCGUGAGAUUCUCAACGGCACUGGUCGCCAGUACCUCGAGGAAAAAGCCACGGAACGUCUCAUGGCUAAGAGUGGAAGACCGUCACGAUCUCAGAGCCUGAAACGCAGCGCUGAUACCAGCGAAGCUUCAUCACCGAACAAGAGUCUCAAAUCUAGCCGCUCAUCCACACCAGCCAGUGCAGCAUUGCCCACAUCCCGGAGACGCGGCAAGGUGUCGAGCUACAAGGAGCUGAGCGACCGCGAAUUCAACUCUAGACUUCGCAGACUCGAGCAAGGCUUAGAAGAAGAUCUGGACAUCGCUGAACAACCCAGCGAGACAGAACAGGAGGAGCAAGAGAGAGCCAAAACCAUCCGGCUUGCCAAGAAAGAAAUCGCUCAAAAGAAGAUGCAAAACCCCAUCAUGCAAGCCCGACUUGCUUGCAACUCCCCACAUAACUUCUACUGGCCAUGGAUGGACGAUCCAACCUCUAUCGACGAAACCCUCGUCACAGCAUCUGGCAAAAUGCUCCUCCUAGACCGGCUAGUCCCCUGCCUUCUCAAAAAGGGCCACAAAAUUCUCAUCUUCUCCCAAUUCAAGACCCAACUCGACAUCCUCCAAGACUGGGCCACGCAACUACGCUCCUGGAACUGCUGCCGCAUCGACGGCGCCGUCAGCCAAGAAGACCGCCGCGCACAAAUCAAAGCCUUCAACACCGACAAAGACUACAAGCUCUUCCUCCUCAGCACUCGCGCCGGUGGCCAAGGGAUCAACCUCAUGGCCGCCGACACCGUCAUCCUCUUCGACUCCGACUGGAACCCGCAGCAGGAUCUGCAGGCGCAAGACCGCGCCCACCGCAUCGGGCAAACGAAACCGGUUAUUGUCUAUCGCCUUGCGACAAAGGGAACCGUGGAACAGACGCUGCUCGAGAAAGCGGACUCGAAGCGUCGUCUCGAAAGGUUGGUUAUUCAGAAGGGCAAGUUCCGGAGUCUGUUGGACUCCGGUGGACUUAGCUCCAAUGAUGUUGAUGAUUUGAAGAAGGCGCUGGGGCAGGAUGAAUAUGAGAGCUUUGAGGCUGGUGCGGACCCGGCCACUUUGCUUUCGAAGAAGGAUUUGGAUAUCUUGACGGAUCGCAGUGAGGAGGCGUAUGCUCGUGCUGAGAAGGGAUUGGAUACUACUGGACGGGCCUUCAUGGCUGUCGAGACGAAGAGGGAUGGUGAUGGUUUAAUGGCGCAGAUUAUUGGGAAGUAA
Aspergillus luchuensis is the source of this 2673-nucleotide messenger RNA. Its product is annotated as putative SNF2 family helicase/ATPase PasG. Gene Ontology annotation, molecular function: ATP-dependent chromatin remodeler activity; chromatin binding; ATP binding. Gene Ontology annotation, biological process: pericentric heterochromatin formation; negative regulation of gene expression via chromosomal CpG island methylation; lymphocyte proliferation. Gene Ontology annotation, cellular component: nucleus; pericentric heterochromatin. The transcript has 4 exons. Lineage: Eukaryota; Fungi; Ascomycota; Eurotiomycetes; Eurotiales; Aspergillaceae. The record is from RefSeq and is a predicted model, not a curated record. The coding region runs from base 1 to 2673 and encodes 890 amino acids.